Molecule: messenger RNA, 1521 nt
Organism: Hippoglossus stenolepis (Pacific halibut)
Lineage: Eukaryota; Metazoa; Chordata; Actinopteri; Pleuronectiformes; Pleuronectidae
Product: microtubule-associated serine/threonine-protein kinase 3
Exons: 7
Coding region: 970-1413 (147 amino acids)
Biological process (GO): intracellular signal transduction; peptidyl-serine phosphorylation
Molecular function (GO): ATP binding; protein serine/threonine kinase activity
Source: RefSeq, a predicted model, not a curated record
GAUCGUAAUGUUAGUUUGCCGUAAAAAGGUGCGCCGGCAGUGACGGACGCGGGACAGUCGUUUGGUGAGUGGGGAUGAUAGCAAGCUGCACUGCUUUGGCCUCAGCUCCUCUGCUGUGGGUGUGUGUCACGGUUGAUGUGGUAAAACGGCGUGAACAUGAGAAUUGGAGCUGGCCAAGCCUGGAACCCUUUCCAAAACUACACACUGUAACCACUGGUUAGACUUGCCAGGCGAAAAGUCAACGCACGCUUGCUGAAAAACAUCCAGACCAACUCACAGGAUAUGCGUGCGGCUUAAGUGUCCGGCAGUGUGCCUGUGCAUGCUGUCAUUUGUCUUGUCAUAAUAAUAUACGACAGAAUAAUACAGAGUUGUUAAGUAUAUUUCUAAAUAAGGGUGGUUUUUACGGAGUUACAUUUCAUGUAUGACAACCUUUUGAAAUUACAUUAUAUAAAAUGAAAAAAAAUGCAGGGCUCCCAGAAUAUAAACUGCUUUCCCUUUCUUCACCCACAUCUAAAAUACUCCUACCUCAUAUAUUUUACUGCAUGUUGUUUAUUCCUUUAUUUCAGUACAUGUUUCAGAUUUUUCAUGUCUGAUUUCAGACCCACUCAGCCUCCAGUCCUCCAGUCAGAAAACCACAGAUGAGUGACUUUGAAGAAGAGCAGAAUCUUGCCGGCGGCGACUUUGGGUCUGUGGACCCUUUGUGGCACAAAAAGACAGGUCAGUCUUUUGCCAUGAAGAUGAUAGAUCAGAAGAGUGUGACCACACCUGCAAAGGCCCAGCAGCUGUUCGUGGAGCGCGACAUUCUCACCUUUGCUGAAAAACCCUUCAUUAAGGCCGGUUCAUUUGAGACAAACAUGUACCCUGGCUUUGUGGUGAAUUAUGUCGAAGGUCCGAAUUGUGAGUCCCAGCUUGAUGACUUGAAGCAUUUUCCAGUGGACAUGGCCCGAUUUGUAUGUGGCAGAAACAGUCAUGACUCUCAAGUACCUCCACAGCCUUGGUAUUGUGCACGGAGACCUCAAACCCGCAAACAUGUUGAUCAGCGCCACAGGUCACAUCAAAUUGACAGACUUUGGAAUUUCCAAGAUCGGUCCAGUGAACUUGACAACAGAGCGUCAUCAAGGAUCCAUACUUGAUCUAGAGAGAGAGUUUACUGACAGAGAGACGUAUGGAACUGAAGUGUACAUCGCCCCAGAAAUGAUUCUCGAAGAGGGUUACGGGAAGCCUAUAGACUGGUGGGCUCUGGGCAUCAUUCUGUACCAGUUCCUGCUUGGCGUUGUCCCUUUCAAUGGAUGCAGGUUGCUGGAACUGUUUACGCAAGUGCUUACACAUAAGCUCACUUGUCCAGAGGAAGAACAUGACCUCUCUCCUGAAGAAGAAACCUGCGGAGUGCCUGGGUACAAGAGGAGCACAUGAGGUGAAGGACCAUCCAUUUUUUCAGAACCUCAACAUGGACAACCUCCUGAUGAGGUUCCUCUGUACAUCCCCGAGUUGGAGUAUGAGGAUACCUGCUCUGAGAACGAU